GUCAGUAUCAUAGUUGCACUUUAAUUCCAUAAAGAAUGAACAUACUAGCUCUGAUCUUGGUGGUGAUACCACUGGCCGCGUGUCAACUCUUCAACGGCCCCUUGACAGUCGACGUGAACAGGGACGACGUUCAGCAGAUGGCAAGCUUCGCCCUUACCCAGCUCAACACACUCCUCGGAUCACAGAACACUCUGGUGUCUGUCGUGAAAGCUAAAACUCUAGUUGUCGCAGGCAUCAACUACUUUCUGACUCUCAAGAUAAAAAACGGACAGGAGACCCAGAUCUGCACUGUCACCGUCUGGUCCCGUGUCUGGCUCAACGACACACAAGUUACCCAGCAUGCAUGUACUUCACGCACCAAGCGGGACGGCCUCCUUGGUGCUCCGACCUCAGUCAACGUCACCGGUCAAUACAUCUUGAAAAUGGCCAAUUAUGCGGUGACUACGCUGAACAGGCUACAGGGGACUGUCAACAGUCUGGACCAAGUCAUCUCAGCCAAGACCCAGGUGGUUGCUGGCACGAACUACUUCCUGAAGAUCCGCAUGAGUGAUGGAAGCCAGUCUCAGAUCUGUGAUGUGACCAUCUUGGACCAGCCUUGGUCAUACAUGACCCAGCUGACCCACAAUAGCUGUGUUUACGUCAAAAAGCGGGACAUCGCUAUGCCCGGCGGUUUCACCGACGUGGACGUCAACAGUACUGGAGUAAGGAACAUGACCAACUUUGCCCUGGGCGAGAUAAACAAACUGUUUAGUGAACAGUUGAGCCUAAUAGAAAUCAUCUCAGCUAAAACUCAGGUGGUUGCUGGCAUCAACUACUUCCUGAAGUUCCGCGUGAGAAAUGGAAACCUGAAUGAAAUCUGUGAUGUUACAAUCUGGGAGCAGUUAUGGACCCAGACGACCCACAUGACCCAUAGCAGCUGCACUAGUGUGGCGUCCAAGCGGGACAUCUUGAUGCCCGGCGGUCUGACCAACGUGGACAUCAACAGUACUGAAGUCAGAGACAUGGCCAGCUUUGCCCUGGGUGAGAUCAACGGACUGCAGGGUGCCCAGAACACUAUGGAACAAGUAAUCUCAGCUAAAGCUCAGGUUGUCGCAGGCAUCAACUACUUUCUGACUCUCGAGAUAAAGAACGGACAGGAGACCCAGAUCUGCACUGUCACCGUCUGGUCCCGUGUCUGGCUCAACGACAAACAAGUUACCCAGCAUGCAUGUACUUCACGUGCCAAGCGGGACGGACUCCUUGGUGCUCCGACCUCAGUCAACGUCACCGGUCCAGACAUCUUGAAAAUGGCCACCUAUGCGGUGACUACGCUGAACGGGCUACAGGGGACUGACAACAGUCUGGACCAAGUCAUCUCAGCCAAGAUCCAGGUGGUUGCUGGCACGAACUACUUCCUGAAGAUCCGCGUGAGUGAUGGAAGCCAGACUCAGAUCUGUGAUGUGACCAUCUGGGACCAGCCUUGGUCAUACAUGACCCAGCUGACCCACCAUAGCUGUGUUGACGUCAAAAAGCGGGACAUCGCGAUGCCCGGCGGUUUCACCGACGUGGACGUCAACAGUACUGGAGUAAGGAACAUGACCAACUUUGCCCUGGGCGAGAUAAACAAACUGUUUAGUGAACAGUUGAGCCUAAUAGAAAUCAUCUCAGCUAAAACUCAGGUGGUUGCUGGCAUCAACUACUUCCUGAAGUUCCGCGUGAGAAAUGGAAACCUGAAUGAAAUCUGUGAUGUUACAAUCUCGGAGCAGUUAUGGACCCAGGCGACCAAAAUGACCCAUAGCAGCUGCACUAGUGUGGGGUCCAAGCGGGAUAUCUUGAUGCCCGGCGGUCUGACCAACGUGGACAUCAACAGUACUGAAGUCAGAGACAUGGCCAGCUUUGCCCUGGGCGAGAUCAACGGACUGCAGGGUGCCCAGAACACUAUGGAACAAGUAAUCUCAGCUAAAGCUCAGGUUGUUUCUGGAAUGAACUACAUGCUGACCAUACGUCUGAAGGAAGGGUACAAGACCCAGAUCUGCUAUGUGAAGAUCUGGUCCCAGCCCUGGCUCCACAGGAAGGAAAUGACGGAGCACAGCUGUAGCCAGGUGACCAAGCGUGCUGGGGGUCUUCUCGGGGGUCCCACCGGUGUGGACGUCAACAGUGCAGAGAUUCAGGAAGUGGCCAACUUCGCUGUCACGGAGAUCAACGGAAUUCAAGGGGCACAAAACUCUCUGGUCAAAGUUGUCAACGCCAGAAAACAAAUCGUCUCAGGUAUUAACUACAUCCUUACCCUGAACCUUCAAAAUGGAGAUAAGCGUAUGACGUGCAGGGUGGCGGUCCUGUACCAGGCGUGGAGUGAUCCUAAGUUUCAGCUGCUCUCUGAUACCUGUGGACAACUCGCCUAGAUGGCUUCCAGUCGGUCCAUGGAUAAAUAUGUCUACGUGCAUCCUCUUCAAAUGAAUUGCUGUAUUCUUGUCAAAAUACAGUGUUGUUAUUUUAUGUUGUUCAUGUUUUUGUUUACAAAUAAACAUUUUGCACUAAA
Molecule: messenger RNA, 2518 nt
Organism: Haliotis rubra (blacklip abalone)
Lineage: Eukaryota; Metazoa; Mollusca; Gastropoda; Lepetellida; Haliotidae
Product: multicystatin-like
Exons: 18
Coding region: 36-2381 (781 amino acids)
Molecular function (GO): cysteine-type endopeptidase inhibitor activity
Source: RefSeq, a predicted model, not a curated record